This is a messenger RNA of Rosa chinensis, 1339 nucleotides long. Its product is annotated as 2-keto-3-deoxy-L-rhamnonate aldolase. Gene Ontology annotation, cellular component: cytoplasm. The coding region runs from base 195 to 1262 and encodes 355 amino acids. The record is from RefSeq and is a predicted model, not a curated record. NCBI's taxonomy places the organism in Eukaryota, Viridiplantae, Streptophyta, Magnoliopsida, Rosales, Rosaceae. The transcript has a single exon. Gene Ontology annotation, molecular function: aldehyde-lyase activity.
AAGGAAAAUUACUGCGGUGUACUUCAACUAUGAUACUGUCACUACUUUUCCCAGUUGAAAAGAAGAACAAAAAUUAGUGUGGUGUACUUCAAUUAUGACACUCUCACUACUCAACAGUUCAUUUAGGUCAGUAAAGCGUACAGUAUACAACUCCAAAUAUUCUUCGACAAUCAAUCCCAAAGAGCAAAGCAGCCAUGGCCACACUGACUCACGCCGCCGCCGCCGCCGCCAUCGCCAUCACCGCCUCAUCACCGCUCGCAAAACCCAUCUCUUCCAGUCGCACCACCACCAAUCCCCUAUCCCAUCUCUCUUUCCCUUUCUCCCCAUCCAAAACCCUAAACCUCACCGCCAAAACCACCUCAAUCAAAUCCUCCUCCUCCUCCGAUCUCUCCACCACCACCGUAACGACGACCUCCAUCUCCUCCUCCCCGCAAACCCUCAAGUCCCGCCUCCACAAUGGCGACACCCUCUACGGCCUCUUCCUCCUCAGCUUCUCCCCCACCCUCGCCGAGAUUGCCGGCCUCUCCGGCUACGACUUUGUCGUCGUCGACAUGGAGCACGGCCCCGGCGGAAUCUCCGAAGCCCUCUCCUGCCUCCGCGCCCUCGCCGCCACCCAAACCCCGGCGAUCCUCCGGCUGCCGGAAUCCUCCCCGACCUGGGCCAAGAAAGCCCUCGAUCUCGGCCCGCAGGGGAUCAUGUUCCCGAUGAUCGACAGCUCCAAGGAGGCCGAGAAAGCCGUCUCCUACUGCCGCUUCCCUCCCGCCGGCGUCCGCGGCUCCGCACACACCGUCGUCCGCGCCUCCAGCUACGGCAUCGACGAGGGGUAUUUGAGUAAUUACGAGGACCAAUUGCUGAUCAUGUGCCAGGUGGAGACCGAGGAGGGCGUGAAGAGAGCGGAGGAGAUCGCGGCCGUCGCAAGCGUUGACUGCGUGCAGAUGGGGCCGUUGGAUCUGAGCGCCAGCCUUGGGUACCUGUGGGACCCGGGGAACAAGAAGGUCCGGAACGCGUUGAAGGUUGCCGAGAAGGCCGUGCUGGGCACCGACCCCCUUGUGGGUGGGGCCUACUUGGCUGGGUUCGCUAUGCCCCACGAUGGGCCCCAGGACCUGAGGACACGUGGCUACCACAUGGUGUCCGGUUCCGUCGACGUCGGGCUGUUUAGGAGCGCAGCGGUGGAGGACGUGAGGAGGUUUCAGGCGAGCUUGAUCAACGGCUCUGAUGAGGAGCGUGGGGAUGAUGCAGAUGAGAAGUACUGGAGCGAAUGAUACCUUUGACUUUGUAAAUUCUCGUGGGUUUUGUGGUGUUUUUCUAUAAUAAAAAAAAAGUUUAUUUGCCGGCUUAA